Molecule: messenger RNA, 4379 nt
Organism: Aaosphaeria arxii CBS 175.79
Lineage: Eukaryota; Fungi; Ascomycota; Dothideomycetes; Pleosporales
Product: lanosterol 14-alpha-demethylase
Exons: 10
Coding region: 356-4084 (1242 amino acids)
Biological process (GO): mitotic DNA damage checkpoint signaling; protein phosphorylation
Cellular component (GO): nucleus
Molecular function (GO): iron ion binding; oxidoreductase activity, acting on paired donors, with incorporation or reduction of molecular oxygen; protein serine/threonine kinase activity
Source: RefSeq, a predicted model, not a curated record
UGGUAACUUGGGAGAAGUAGACUUGACUCGUAACUUGACUAAGUUGAGAGAAAGGGUCCUAGUCUUGGCGCUGGGUAGACUCCUCCAGGCAUCUUUCUCCUCAUCUCGCGCGACUGCGGAGGAGACAGCAUCUGCCUUGUAAUCAAUAUCUCGUCACUUUCCUCCGUCCCACACGACCUUUGAAUCCUAUCCAUCAUCAAAUUGAUCCUCACUCUGCCCCCCCGAUAUAGGGCAUUACCAGCAACGUCUGCCUCUGUUUCUCAGUUCAAUUUCUGGAUGAGAUAAGCUGUACCGCUCGUAUCCGCCGUCACCUCCGCAAGUCCGCAGUCCACAAUUUCCAGCUCUACUCAUCGCAAUGCCCGCACCGAUCAAGCGCGGCCGCCAAUCACAAGGCGAGCAAGUCGAUCCAAAAAAGCCUCGCCGUUCCCAGCGUAACUUGUCGCCCUCUCGCGCAGCGGAUGCACAUCUCAAGCCUGGUCCAUUGCCGUCACCCAUAACGCACAAGGAAUCUACCGCUACUGAUGAAUUCGAUGAGGGUACUGCAACACCACCUAGUCAAAUCCAUCCCGACGAGACCACCUCUCCCACAAAUGGCCACAGCCCCCGUCGUCCUGGUGGCCUUUCAUCUCCGCCCUCCGAUACGCAACCGUUCUCACAAUUUGCCUUCCAAGCAAACAGCCGCGCAUAUGCUGUAGAAGAUGAGGAGGGUGAAGGCGUAUGGGGCUACCUCGUACCUUUCGACUCUAACUCUGGCGAUGUCCUUGUCCUUCGCCGUCGAAGUGCAUGCCCAGUUUCUGCUAAGUACAUUGGCACCAAAACAGGCAAAGAGAAGGUAUCACGGGGCACAUACGAGCGAGCAGAGGAAAAGUAUGAAACCAAAAAGCAGGAUGAAGGAGUCACUGCGGGAGGCUAUCUCAUUGGACGUCACCCAGAGUGUGAUCGCAUUAUCAAUUCUCUCACUGUUUCCAAUCGUCAUUGCCUACUGUUCGCCGAAAAUAAAGAUGGGGACUCGACAGCUGUCUUGGAAGAUUUAUCUGGUAAUGGUACAUUUGUGAAUGAUACUCUUGUUGGUCGCAACAAGAGGAGGGUUUUGAAUGAGGGCGACGAGAUUGGUAUUCUUGAUGCAGCGCGCUUUGUUUUCAGGUACCCCCUCAACCGCGAUACCAAUGGAUUCAGACAACAGUACACUCUUCAGGAACAGCUUGGCAAAGGUCAUUUCGCUUCGGUAUAUCUUUGUGUGGAAAAGACUACUGGAGCGAGAUAUGCUGUCAAGAAAUUUGACAAGCGGUCUGGGCCUGGUGAAAAGUCAAAGGUUGAUGGGCUUCAGCAAGAGAUAGCGGUACUGAUGAGCGUCAGCCAUCCAGCUCUGCUGUGCCUGAAGGACACAUUCGAUGAAGACGAUGGAGUUUAUCUCGUGCUUGAGCUUGCUCCUGAGGGCGAGCUUUUCAAUUGGAUUGUAAUGAAGCAGAAGCUCUCCGAGUCGGAAGCACGCAAGGUCUUCGUUCAGCUGUUCCAGGGCAUCAAAUAUCUGCAUGAACGCAAUAUUGUGCAUCGGGACAUCAAGCCUGAGAACAUUUUGCUUACAGAUAAAGAGUUACAUGUCAAGCUUGCGGACUUCGGCCUUGCUAAGAUAAUAGGCGAGGAGUCCUUCACUACCACAUUAUGCGGUACACCAUCCUAUGUCGCCCCUGAGAUUUUAGAAGGCUCCAAUCAUCGACGAUACACACGUGCUGUGGAUGUUUGGUCCCUAGGAGUGGUGCUUUACAUCUGCCUCUGUGGCUUUCCUCCCUUCUCCGACGAGCUCUACAGCGCAGAGAAUCCCUACACGCUGUCCCAGCAGAUCAAAAUGGGGCGGUUUGACUACCCUUCACCCUACUGGGAUUCCGUUGGAGACCCAGCUUUGGAUCUGAUCGAUCGUAUGCUGACAGUUGACGUUGAUCAGCGCAUCACAGUUGACGAAUGUCUCCAGCAUCCCUGGGUUACUCAACAGGUACUGAACCCGGCGGAUAGUACCGACGGAUUGACAGGAGCCAUUGCCAACCUGGACUUCUCAAAGCGCAAGGUGCAGCGUGAGCGAACAUUGUUGAGUACUAUCAACGAUAUCCGCGUGAGCAGGGUCAUUGAUGCUCCAGGCGGACAGCUUCCGAUAAAGGUUUACGAGAAGAAUGCUACCAAGAACGGCACGGCUAAGAAGGGAGCGGUGGGAAAAGAGACCACGCCUGCUGCCAAUCGGGAUCCUGAGGAGUUCAUCAAAUUGGGUGGUAAAGGUGAUCAACGACUCUAUGACACAGAAGACGGGUCUCGGUACCCCGAGUCCCCAGAACAUUCGCGUGUUCGGGCGAAUAGGGAAAUUGACCAGACUGGAUUGGGAGAAAGGGGAACGGGAGUAUCCUUUAUUUCCUAUGGGUCCGAAAACAUUCAGCCAGACAGCCCUACACUCCCUUUUGGCUUGUUUUCUCUCUUUUCUUUCCCUCUCUCUGUCUGCAAUCUGAUCUGGUGCGCUAUGGGUAUUCUUGCUGAAAUUUCCGGCCCAUUGGCCGCGUUCACCGCGAAUUCUUCCCUUCCUGUCCUCAUCGCUGCCGGCGUCGGCUCCUUUUUGCUCCUCAGCGUCGUCGUCAACGUCCUUUGCCAAUUGCUUUUCAAGAGCCCCAACGAACCGCCACUCGUCUUCCACUGGUUUCCCCUCAUUGGUAGCACCGUCACUUAUGGUAUCGACCCCGUUAAGUUCUUCUUCGAGAACAAGAAAAAGUAUGGCAAUGUCUUCACGUUUGUCCUUCUCGGAAACAAGGUCACCGUCUACUUGGAUACCAAAGGAAACAACUUCAUCCUCAACGGAAAGCUGAAGGAUGUCAAUGCCGAGGAAAUCUACAGCUGCCUGACCACCCCCGUCUUCGGAAAGGACGUGGUCUACGACUGCCCAAACUCCAAGCUUAUGGAGCAGAAGAAGUUUGUCAAGUUCGGUCUCACCCAGGACGCACUUCGCUCGUAUGUUAAGCUCAUCACCGCCGAAUGCAAUGAUUUCUUCCGCAACCACAAGGCUUUCAACGGACAAAAGGGAACGUUCGACGUGUCAAAGGUCCUGGCUGAGCUCACCAUUUACACUGCCUCCCGCUCUCUCCAGGGUAAGGAGGUUCGCAACAGCUUCGACUCUAGCUUUGCUGGGCUCUAUCACGAUUUGGACAUGGGAUUCUCUCCUAUCAACUUCAUGCUUUCCUGGGCGCCCCUUCCUCACAACCGCGCACGCGAUAUUGCCCGCGAGAAGAUGAUCCAGCUCUACUCUGGCAUUGUCAGGGACCGUAGGUCUGGCGCCGUCAAGAAGGAUUCCCACGACAUGAUCUGGCAUCUCAUCGAGUGCAAGUACAAGGACGGUACCCCCAUUCCCGAGCACGAAAUUGCAGGAAUUAUGAUUGCUCUUCUCAUGGCUGGCCAACACUCCUCUGCAUCCACCAUCUCCUGGGCACUUCUCCGCCUUGCCUCAAAGCCCGAACUUAUUGAGGAACUACUCCAAGAGCAAAAAGAGGUCCUCGGCGCCGAUCUCCCUGAUCUUACCUAUGAAGACCUUUCAAGGCUUCCUCUCCACGCUCAGAUCAUCAAGGAAACUCUUCGUCUUCAUGCUCCUAUCCACUCGAUCCUGCGCCUGGUCAAGCAGCCUCUCGUGGUUGAGGGAACCAACUAUCUCCUCCCUCCCAACCGCAGACUCUUGGCCGCUCCUGGUGUCUCUGCGCAGAUGGAUGAACACUUUGUUAACCCCGCUGAGUGGGACCCUCACCGAUGGGAUGCCGGCAAGGGCACCUACGAGGAGAAGGAGGAUGACACCGAGGACAAGAUUGACUACGGUUGGGGUGUUGUCUCCAAGGGAACCAACUCCCCUUACCUCCCCUUCGGCGCUGGCCGUCACCGAUGCAUUGGCGAGCAGUUCGCCUACCUUCAACUCCAGACCAUCCUCGUCGCUUUCGUCCGUGAAUUCAAGUUGCGAAACAUUGACGGCAGCCGCAAAGUCGUCGACACGGAUUACACCUCUCUUUUCUCCAAGCCCCAGCAACCCGACAAGGUCGAGUUCCAGAGGAGGAACGUCAAAAACUAAGUACAACCCCGCCCGAACUUGUAUCGUGUACAUACACCCAUACCUUCUAUUCCCUCGCAAACUCCGUCUCAUCUUUGCUUCAAUUGCGGUCCGGCACCCCUGCGUCUUUCUUCAGUAGAGGGCUUUGUUUUCUUUCACAUCAACCACAUAGAGGGGGAAAAAGAAGAAAUCGCCCGGGUGCCGUAGAGAGACUCUUUAAGACCUAAGUACUCACUCUUAAUAUGGAUACGUAGUAACGAAAAAGGAAAACCUAAAUGUAUUAAUAAGAAAAUAAUAUACUGCAUCUUUUAAACUG